Messenger RNA from Ostreococcus lucimarinus CCE9901, 2601 nucleotides. RefSeq lists its product with no specific name. Gene Ontology annotation, molecular function: molybdenum ion binding; oxidoreductase activity. The coding region runs from base 1 to 2601 and encodes 866 amino acids. The transcript has 3 exons. Lineage: Eukaryota; Viridiplantae; Chlorophyta; Mamiellophyceae; Mamiellales; Bathycoccaceae. The record is from RefSeq and is a predicted model, not a curated record.
AUGGACGACGUCGACGUGCAGCGCGCGCUGCUGGCGUGCGAUGGACAUCGCGGCGCGCUGACGAGGGCCAAAGCGGAGGGCGCGCGCGCGGACGGACGCGACCUGAACACGCCCGAUCACUGGGUGGCGAGACACCCGAGCCUGGUGCGCCUGACGGGGACGCACCCGUUCAACUGCGAGCCUCCGCUGCGAGCGCUGAUGGAGGCGGGGAGCGUGACGCCGGCGGAGCUGCACUUCGUCAGGAAUCACGGGGCGGCGCAGAACAUCGCGUGGGACGCGCACGAGGUGAGGGUGGAGGUGAGCGACUCGGGCAAGGGGAGGACGUACGGGAUGGACGCGUUGUUGCGCAAGCCGGCGAUGACGAUGCCGUGCUUGCUCGUGUGCGCGGGAAAUCGGAGAAAGGAGCAGAAUAUGUAUGAAAAGACGAUUGGAUUCGGAUGGGGCGCGGCUGGAUUGUCGAACUCGCUCUGGACCGGGGUGCCGCUGCGGAUUUUGCUCGCCGAGUGCGGGGUGACCGAGGUGACGGCGAAGCGACGCUUUGUGUGCUUUGAGGGACCGAAGGGGGAGCUGCCGAAGGGUAAGGAUGGAACGUACGGAACGAGCAUUCCCUUGAGCAAGGCGCUCGACCCGGCGCAAGAUGUCAUGGUGUGUUACGCGCAAAACGGUGAGGCACUUCGACCCGAUCACGGGUUUCCCGUGCGCUUGAUCAUCCCCGGCUACAUCGGCGGCAGAAUGAUCAAGUACCUCACGACGAUUCGCGUCACGGAGCAUCCGAGCGACAACUUUUAUCAUUUCCGCGAUAACCGCAUCAUGCCUCCAGGCGUGGACGCGGCGAUGGCGGAUAAGCAAAACUGGUGGGAGAAGCCGGAGUACAUUUUCAACGAGCUCAACAUCAACAGCGCCAUCGCGUCGCCCGCGCACGACGAGUGCGUGCCGCUCGACCGCGAGCGGUACGAAGUGAAAGGGUACGCGUACACGGGCGGAGGACGCGCGAUCACGCGCGUUGAGGUGAGCCUUGACGGUGGUUACACCUGGAGAUUGGCCAACAUUCGUCGUCCAUUCGCACCGACGAUGUACGGCAAGCACUGGUGCUGGAUCUUUUGGGAUUUGGACGUCGCCACCGUCGAACUCGCGAGCGCCAAGGAGGUGAUGUGUCGGGCGUGGGACGAAGCGAACAACACGCAGCCGCGAGAUUUUACGUGGAAUCUCAUGGGUAUGGGCAAUAAUUGCUACUUCCGCGUGAAGCUGUCGGUCGCGGCGCUGAGCGAUAGAGCACAAAAGUACAUUCGAUGCGAACAUCCGACGGAGCCGGGCGCGCUCAAGGGUGGCUGGAUGGGUAACGAAGCCGGCGGAUGGAAGCCAGUGAUCGAAGCGCUCGAAGCCGCGCGAGCGGGUGAAGAACGGCAUAAUGACGCCGCCGACGAAGCGCCCGUCGUCGCCGCCGCGCCGAAGAAAAAUGUCAGAUACAUCACCAUGGAGGAGGUGGAGAAACACAACACUGAAGACGACUGCUGGAUUGUCGUUAAAGGUAAGGUGUAUGACGUCAACGCGUACUUGAAGGAAGGUCUGCAUCCGGGAGGUAAUGCGAGUAUUACCAUGAAUGCGGGCGAAGACACCACGGAGGAUUUCGAAGCCGUGCACAGCGCCAAGGCUUGGAAGCAGCUCGAACCUUUUUAUAUCGGCGACGUCGGAAGUGCGGAAGAUCAGGCGGCUUCAACGGCGGCUUUCGAUCGCAUGUGGGCGGGUGCAAAGCAUAUCGUGCCCGAAAACGCUCCACUCGGGCUGAACCCGAAGAAAUGGUUACAGCUCAAGAUUGAAAACAAAAUUCCGCUGUCGCACGAUUCCAUUCUUUUGCGUUUGAAGCUCGAAAGCGACGAGCAUCAGUGUGGUAUGCCCGUGGGUUAUCAUGUAUAUUUACGAGGCGAGUGGAAUGGCAAGAAGGUGAUGCGCGCGUACACGCCUUCCUCGCUCAACGGCACCCUUGGGGCUGUGGAACUGGUGAUUAAGAUUUAUUAUUCCGACGUCCACGAAGCGUACCCCGAGGGCGGGGCGUUGACACAAUACCUUCACCAUCUCAACGAGGGUGACAAGAUUGACGUCAAAGGCCCAGUUGGUCACAUCAAGUAUCUCGGUCAGGGAUUGUUUAGCAUCGACAAAAAAGACUUGCCGCCGGUGAAGAAGAUGACGCUCUUGGGCGGCGGCACGGGCGUCGCGCCGAUGUUGCAACUCAUCGUCGCCGUUCUCGCGGACGAGAAGGACGAAACGGAACUUUCCUUCAUUUACGCCAACAAAACGGAAGACGAUGUGCUAUUGAAGUAUACCCUCGAUCGUCUCGAGCGCGAGCAUAAGGGGCGGUUUAAAGUGCACUACAUGAUUUCCAAGGAGACGUGGGCGGCGGACAGGAAGACUGGCCCGGAGUGGAGCUCGGAUCGCGUCACGUACGGGCGCAUAAGUUUGCCCAUCAUCCAACAACACGGCUUCCCGUCCAACGGUUCGUCGCACAUCGCCGUGAUGUGUGGGCCACCUGCGUUCGAGGAAGACACGUGCAUUCCAGCGCUGAAAGCGCUCGGUUAUCCCGAAGACGCCAUCAUCCGCUAUUAG